AUGCUCUAAUCACCUAAAAAUGCAAUUUCAACUGCUAAAUUUUAGUAGAAAGUGAUGAACUUAGAAACAAACACAUCUUAAUUUGAUGCAACUUCAACAAUUAUUUAAUCUAUGUAUUUACAAAUAGACGAAUUGAUUGAAACAAUUAAAAAAAGAAACCCAAAAUAAAUUAAACAACAGAAAACUGAAGAUAAUAGCUUAGCAUAUCAAAAUUAAUUAAAUAUGUUCAGGGCUGAUGAAGAAUCAACUAAUUUAUAAUAGUAUUAUUUAGCUAUUGAAUCAGAAGAAAUAUCAAAUGCCUUGUAUGCCAAACCAAAUGAUGUUUUACUUUAACAAGCAUAAAUGAAGAAAACUAUAUAAGCACUUUAGAUUAAGAUAAAUCAAACCAAAUAAGUAAGCAUUGUUAUUUUUAUAAAAGACUCUUAGUGUAACAGAUAAUGAGUAUAGAGAACUUGAGAGCAAAGCAUAAGCUAUAUAAGAAAAAUAAUAAAAUUAUGCAUCAAUCUUAUUAAAACUUAAAGAAAAGUAAUAAUUAAAUGAUUCGGUUAAUAAAUUACUAGAUUAAGUAGGUUAAUAGUAAUGGUUAAAGUUACGUUAAUUAUUUGAUGUAGAUAUGAUUAAGCUUAGUAUUCCAUUUGAAAAGUUGAUUAAACUUUAAUAAUUAUUAUUGAAAGAAUCAGAAAACUUGAUAUAAGUAGGAAAACAUUAAUGUAUUUUGGAAGAGAAGAAAUAAUUUUUAAUUGAGAUUCAGUUAUAAUCACCAUUAAUUAAUUUAGUAUUAUCAUUUGAUUAGAUAUUGUUAAACAUAAUUCAUCAACCAAAAGAUAUGCUAAUCUCGAAAUAAGGUUUAUUAGUAUAAACUGUAAAAUGUCUUAAUAUUCUGCAUUAAAACUUUUGUUGCAUUAUUCAAAAUUUAACUAAGUUAAAUUAUUCAUAAAAAUAUUUUGAGGAAUCAUAAAAGGAAUUAAUAUAAGUAACUGCUUAAGCUAAGACAUUUUCAUUGAACAAGACUUAAUUGCUGAUUGAAAUUGAUAAAAUGAAGAAGUAACUAAAAGAUUUAUAAUAAUAAUUAUAAAAUUCUUAAAUGACAACAGAUCGAAAUAUUGAAAAUGAGGUUUAAAAUCUUUUAACAAUGUAUUUAAAGGAUAAAGAAAUUUUGAUGAGGGAAAUCAAAUUUAAAUAUGGUAAAUAAUAUCAUGAUCAUAUGAUUAUGGAUGUUAAAUAAGAAUUCAAAAAAAUAUGUUUAGGAUAAUAAUUUGAAUAGACAAAAAAGAUUGAAUAAGCAUAUAAUAGAAUGGAUGAAAUCUAAAAACAAAUCAUAAAAAAUAAAGAUAAAAUUAUAGAAUUAUUAAAAUAGUUGAAAGAACAUAAGAUUAAUCUUCAAUAAACUAAAACUGAAGAAUCAUAAAUAGAUAAAAAAGAAUUUCUUUUACAAUUAUAAAAUUUAAAAAUUAUACUACUUUAACUUGAAAAUAAAAUUUAAAAAAAAACUCAGCAUAAUUCUGAAUAAUUAUUAUAAGAUCUUUAAGUAGAAAUAAAUAAAUUAAAAGAAUUUAUUGAUCAAAAUUUUUUUGUUUAAAAAUAGAGAAGUGAUUCUAUUGAUACUAUAAAAAAAACAUAAAAGUUUGAGCAUGCAAGAUCAUAAUCAUAAAUACCCAUAGUUUCUACUUUAGGAUCUGAAAUUUCUGGUCCAAUUUAAAGUCCAAAAAAUAUAUAAUAUCCAAUUUAAAACCCUCAAGAGAUAUUUGAUUCCUCUGAUGAUCCUAUCUAAAUUGUCAAAAAGCCAUUUUCAGAAUGGAACAGUUAUCAAUUAAGUUUUAAUUAAAAUUAACUAAAAUCAAUAUCUGGAAUAAGUGGAUAAGAAUAAUCUUUUAUCACAUAAAAAGAAAGUAGUUUGCAUGGUUCAAUCUUAGAAGCUAUGUCUAGCAAUAGAAAUAAAAAACCAGAGAUUCAUUUGAUUGUAUUUUUAAAAUUGAAUGAAUGCAGUAAAACAUAUGAUCCCACUAAAAAUGAAGAUCCAUAAAAAUAUGGUUAUAGAUUAUAUAGAAUUGAUAAUCAAUUUAAUGUAAUCAAUUUAAUUAUGAAAGAUUUUUAGUUCUGAAGAGAAUGAGAAUAUGAAUAGUUAUUAAAAAUUUGAGAGGAGACUUGAUGUUAAAUAACUUAUUUUGGUAAUGAUUAAAUUGGAUUUUAGGAUGAUUGUAGUCAAAAUGCUUUGAAGUUUAGGAUGAUUUAUGAACCUUCAAUGAGAGGAAUAGUUUAAGAUAGUUUAGCUUUAAGACAUUUAAAUAUGCAACAUCUACCAUUCAAAUUAUAAGGAAAUUCUGUAAUAGUUAAUGGGUUAUGCUUAAAUGAGCAAGACUUAAUUAAAUUAUAAUUAUUAUUUAAGUAAUGA
Paramecium primaurelia is the source of this 2392-nucleotide messenger RNA. Lineage: Eukaryota; Ciliophora; Oligohymenophorea; Peniculida; Parameciidae. The record is from the annotation of a GenBank genome assembly.